AUGGAACGAGUUAGGGAGUUCUUUGAUAAUCGUUACGAAGUGUACAGAUGUGAUAGGGACCGAGCGGCGACGGGGCGAGAGCGCGGGGGCGGGGUGCUAGUGGCGGUGCGGCGCGAGCUGUGCGCCCGCGCGGCCCCGGCCUGGUGCGCGCCGCCGCCUGCAGACGAGCUGUGGGUAAGUGUGCCGCUAGAAGGGUGCGUCCGCAUUGAGGCACGCUGGGCGCGCGCCACGGAGAGUGCGGAGGAGCGCGAGGGCGCGGGGGGGGGAGCCUCGCCCGCGCCCUCCCCCGCAGCCGACGCGGAGGCGCCGCGCCGCCGCCGCCACCGCCGCCCGCUGUACCGCCGCCUCUUCAGCUAUGUGCGCACCGCGUGGACGGGCGUCAAGUUCGCCUUAGGUCUAACAGCGCAGUCAGAAAUCGAUUCGGAACUCGAGGAAUUGGGUGAGCAGUUGCCGCGCUACCGCCCGGACUCCAUCGCGGCGCUGCGGCGCGCCACCCGCUUCACCGAGCCCGAGCUCAAGAGGUUAUACCGAGGGUUCAAAGCCGAGUGUCCAACUGGCGUCGUGAAAGAAGACACCUUCAAACUGAUCUACGCACAGUUCUUCCCACAAGGAGCUAACACCGCACAGUACGCGCAUUUGGUGUUCAACACAUUGGAUCAAGACCGAAGCGGCUUGCUUAGUUUUGAGGAAUUCGUAACGGGCUUAUCGAUACUAUCAAGAGGCUCCUUAGAAGAAAAGUUAAGGUGGACCUUCUCUCUAUACGACAUCAACGGAGACGGGUGCAUAACUAAAGAAGAGAUGACUGAAAUCGUCACUGCGAUUUACGACCUCAUGGGCAAAAUCGUAGAGCCGUUGUUAGAAGAGGAUGUUGUGCUGCAAAAGGUGGAAAGACUGUUUCAGAAAAUGGAUCUAAACCGUGACGGCGUGGUGACCCUCGACGAGUUCCUGGACUGCUGCCUGCACGACGACGGCAUCUCGCGGUCCAUGGGCGUCUUCGACAGCAACUUCUGA
This is a messenger RNA of Plutella xylostella (diamondback moth), 1011 nucleotides long. The record is from RefSeq and is a predicted model, not a curated record. Lineage: Eukaryota; Metazoa; Arthropoda; Insecta; Lepidoptera; Plutellidae.